AUGGAUCUUGUAGACGAAUCCACCACCUGUUGUUACAGCCCGAAGCUUCCUGAGAACACUUAUCAAAGGGUUCAACCCAGCCUUGAAACACUAGUUGAGUUUCUUCAUGCUUUCACCGCAUCUGAACCAUAUCUUGGGUUGAGAUACAUAGAAGAGACUGAAAUUUCACGACUCUUCGAAGAUGUGGUUAUGAAGGGGAUGUCGGACCAUGUCAAUAGUUCGAUCGUGUACUCGGCCCUUUCUAUCGGAUGUUUGAUCUCGAUGAGGCGAUCCGGAGUGUCACAAGAGGCAGAAUCGCACAUGAGAUGCUUGUAUAGCAACGCAAUGGUGCACAUCGAGAAAUUGCACAUGUGCCCUUCAAGAGCUCUGAGCUUCAAGCCUGCCAUUCUGACUGAACUAUAUAGGCAAUUACUACACUUCUGGUCUUUCCAUACUUCCAACGUAUUCGGCGAGAUGACAGACCCCGCCAAGAAAUCAAUCGCACCUUAUAGCGUGGUCGGAAAGACGGCCAUUAUCACAGGGGCUGGCUCAGGUAUCAACUUUUCCUUUGCUGAGCUGCUCCUUGAGCGUGGCUGCAAUGUCGUCAUUGCUGACCUGGCUCUUCGGCCGGAGGCGGAGCAGCUCGUUUCGAGCUACCAAGACAAGUCGAACGCCAGGCCACGCGCAGUCUUCGUCAAGACCGAUGUGACCUCAUGGCCGGCACUGUCCAACAUGUUCAAGGUCGCCAUCGAGGAAUUUGGGAGCUUCGACAUCUUCUGUCCCGGAGCGGGUGUCUAUGAGCCGCACUGGUCCAACUUCUGGCACCCUCCUGGGUCAUCCGAGAGCAAGGAUAGUGUAGAAGGCGGAAAAUAUGCUCUGCUUGAUAUCAAUAUCACCCAUCCCAUCCGUUCUACGCAGCUGGCCAUCUCGUACUGGCUUCAUCCCAAGGAGGCCACGAACGCCGCCUUGCCACCUUCUAUCAAAGCUUCGCCCGAGAACCCAAAGCGCAUAGUUCACAUCUCAUCAGUGGCUGGACAGGUUGCAAACAUCAAUGCUCCUCUCUAUGCAGCCUCCAAAUUCGCUAUCACUGGGUUCGUCCGCAGUCUCGCUCGCUUGGAAGGGACAAACGGGAUCCGCGUCAACGCUGUUGCACCGGGCGUCGUACAGACACCGCUCUGGACUGAGCAUCCGGAGAAGCUGGUUAAUCUGGACGAAGCGCAGGAUGGUUGGGUCACCCCACGAGAAGUUGCUGAGGCAAUGCUACGAUGCGUCGAGGAAGAGGCUCUUGUCGGAGGAUCAAUUCUGGAAGUUGGCAAAGAUAACACGCGCUUGGUCGAAGCUUUCAACGCGCCGGGUCCAGACCCCGACCCAAAGAGGGGCCUUGUUGCCAGAAACGGGUCAAAGGGAACGGACAUGGUCUUUUCUUGGUUGAGGGAUGCCGCCAAAUGGGCUGUUGGCAGAGAUUGA
Messenger RNA from Colletotrichum scovillei, 1446 nucleotides. RefSeq names its product short chain dehydrogenase. Gene Ontology annotation, molecular function: oxidoreductase activity, acting on the CH-OH group of donors, NAD or NADP as acceptor. Gene Ontology annotation, cellular component: cytoplasm. The transcript is spliced from 6 exons. Bases 1 to 1446 code for a protein of 481 amino acids. Lineage: Eukaryota; Fungi; Ascomycota; Sordariomycetes; Glomerellales; Glomerellaceae. The record is from RefSeq and is a predicted model, not a curated record.